AUGGAAAGCCCUUAUUGUUAAUUGGAUGUUAAAAAAAAGAAGUCUAAUAAUUAUUAAAGAAGAAUAAAAGAAGAAGGCAUUUAUAUUUUCGGAGGGCUUUUUGAAAAUUCCGAAGCAAGUGAUUAAUUGAGAAUUUUAAAAAUUGGACAGAAACCCCUUUUUUGGACUUUCCCAGAAACUAAUGGAAUUCCUCCUAUAGGAAGAUUUUAGCAUGGCUAGAGUUUUUUAUAAGAUUUAAAUAUACUGGUUGUUUAUGGAGGAAGAAAUGAUAAAAUCAUUAGAGAAGGAAUUAUGGGAGAUUUUAAUGUGUUAAAUUUAGAAAAUUUACAGUGGAUAAAAAUAUAAAUGAAUGGGCUUUAAAUUUAAAAAAGAUGUUCAUUUUCUUUGUGUGUAGUUGAUUCUUAAAUCUUGGUUUUCGGAGGAUAUGAAGAAAAUGGGUUUUCUAAUGCAGAUUUGUAAAAAGGUCUUGAUGAAUUAUUUAUAUUAAAUUAAAAAAGUGAUUUAUUUUUAUUAGAAAAUAAACAUAACGAAGAUAAAUAUGGAAAAGAAGAAGAAAAAAUAUGA
Ichthyophthirius multifiliis is the source of this 564-nucleotide messenger RNA. Its product is annotated as kelch motif family protein, putative. The transcript is spliced from 3 exons. Lineage: Eukaryota; Ciliophora; Oligohymenophorea; Hymenostomatida. Gene Ontology annotation, molecular function: protein binding. The record is from RefSeq and is a predicted model, not a curated record.